Scleropages formosus (Asian bonytongue) is the source of this 2340-nucleotide messenger RNA. Its product is annotated as ubiquitin carboxyl-terminal hydrolase 22. The coding region runs from base 415 to 1938 and encodes 507 amino acids. The transcript has 13 exons. Gene Ontology annotation, molecular function: zinc ion binding; cysteine-type deubiquitinase activity. The record is from RefSeq and is a predicted model, not a curated record. Lineage: Eukaryota; Metazoa; Chordata; Actinopteri; Osteoglossiformes; Osteoglossidae. Gene Ontology annotation, biological process: protein deubiquitination.
UGACGGGAAACGACUCCCACGCGAGUCGAUAGAUGGUUGGAUACUUUCGUGCCUUUGCAAAUCUGAGCGAGCGCAGGGCGGGCCUUGCAGGGCUCGCAGUGUUCCGUCGGGUUCCUUCGCCGACUAUUAAGAAAUCUAACCAUAAUAAUAAUAAAUAAUAGUAAUAAUAAUAGGGAAAGUGGAAGAACGAGCGCGACGGACGGAGAGGAGGACAUUUACAGGGACACGCUGAGACUGGCCUAAAUAGAGGCGCGGAUGGUCCGCGUGCGGCGAAUUCAGCCUGGAUUGAGCCCCGGCUGCGUUCAUUUCAAAGCGGAGUCGUGCCUGUGCGGCUAAGCUAGCUAAUUCCCCGCACGGCUGUCUGGGAGGAGUGCGGCUGCCGGCCGAGGAGCUCCGCUGGAUGUCCUUUCUGUCAUGAGUCCGGCCGGGUGCUCCCAUGUGAGCGGCUUCAAGGUGGACAAUUGGAAGCAGAACCUCCGGGUUAUUUACCAGUGCUUUGUGUGGAGCGGCACCGCCGAGACCAGGAGGCGCAAGGCCAAGUCGUGUAUCUGCCACAUGUGCGGCGCACACCUGAGCCGGCUCCACUCCUGCCUCUACUGCGUCUACUUCGGCUGCUUCACGAAGAAGCACAUCCACGAGCACGCCAAAAACAAGCGGCACAACCUAGCUAUAGACUUAUUAUACGGCGGUAUUUACUGUUUUGUGUGUCAAGACUACAUAUACGACAAAGACAUGGAACAGAUUGCCAAAGAAGAACAAAGAAAAGCUUGGAAAUUGCAAGGUGUGGGGGAGAAGUACUCGACGUGGGAGCCGACCAAACGAGAACUGGAGCUGCUUAGGCAUAAUCCAAAGCGUAGGAAAAUUACUACAAACUGCACCAUCGGUCUGCGGGGCCUGAUCAACCUGGGCAACACGUGCUUCAUGAACUGCAUCGUGCAGGCGCUCACGCACACGCCGCUGCUGCGGGACUUCUUCCUGUCGGACCGGCACAAGUGCGAGAUGCAGUCCAACUCCUGCCUCGUUUGUGAGAUGUCCCAGCUCUUCCAGGAGUUCUACUCGGGCCACCGAUACCCACACAUCCCCUUCCGGCUGCUCCACCUAGUGUGGACGCACGCGCGGCAUCUGGCUGGCUACGAGCAGCAGGACGCCCACGAGUUCCUCAUCGCUGCGCUGGAUGUCCUGCACCGGCACUGCAAAGGUGACGACAAUGGGAAGAAGGCCAACAACCCCAACCACUGCAACUGCAUUAUCGACCAAAUCUUCACCGGCGGCCUGCAGUCUGACGUCACUUGUCAAGUUUGCCACGGCGUUUCCACGACGAUCGACCCCUUCUGGGACAUCAGCUUGGACUUGCCUGGCUCCUCGACACCUUUCUGGCCCUUGAGUCCGGGCAGCGAUGGCAGCGUGGUCAACGGCGAGAGCCACCAGUCAGGGUCCACCACGCUAACUGACUGCCUGCGCAGGUUCACUCGGCCUGAGCACCUGGGCAGCAGCGCCAAGAUCAAGUGUGGCGGUUGCCAUAGUUACCAGGAGUCCACCAAGCAGCUGACGAUGAAGAAGCUGCCCAUCGUGGCGUGCUUCCAUCUCAAGCGCUUCGAGCACUCGGCUAAGCUGCGGAGGAAGAUCACCACCUACGUGUCCUUCCCUCUGGAGCUCGACAUGACUCCCUUCAUGGCUUCCAGUAAAGAAAGCAGAAUGAAUGGCCAGUACCAGCAGCCUUUGGACACGUUAAACAACGACAAUAAGUAUUCCCUGUUUGCGGUGGUCAAUCACCAGGGCACCUUGGAGAGCGGUCACUACACAAGCUUCAUCCGGCAGCACAAGGACCAGUGGUUCAAGUGCGAUGACGCCAUCAUCACCAAGGCCAGCAUCAAAGACGUGCUGGACAGCGAAGGGUAUCUUUUAUUUUAUCACAAGCAGUUUCUUGAAUACGAGUAGCUUUUACCCUGAGCUGUGGAAGAGAAGAGGAACAAACUGAAGAAAAUGAAACACAACACACAAACCUACCUGAAACUCUAGCUAAAGAUAAUUUCUCAAAGUGAGAGAGCGAGGAAAGACAUGGAGUGGAUUAUGGGGAAAGGCGUCGCGCGAACCUCGUGGAAGUCGGAGCUCGGCUGCGGGAGGAAGUGGGCGGAGCCAACCUUCCAACGCCCAAAUUCGCCUCUCUCGUUUUCACGUACUUGAUUUGCUUCGUCAGGCAGAACCAGAGACGCAGAAGGACAGGUGAACAUGGAAGGGCAGGAGGAAGAAUGGACAUGUCAACUUCUGUUACAACAUGUUAAUGAUUAUUCCCCCCCAUGGUGCUCGAGAUCCAACUGAUCAAGCGUUUGAGAGAAUCAC